GCCCCCUUUCUCUUACCCUAAGUCUAGUGUGAAGAUUUGCGCAGCUCGAGACACAACUGUGUUCACUUCUAUGAUCCCCACAAAUAACUUGGUGGAUUACGUUGGAUCAAUUAUCUUAUAUACCUAUAUUUCUCUAAUUUUUCUUUUCGCAUUACGAUCAUACUUGAGUCGAUCAAUCUCAUAAACUUUUUUCCUCAUUAUAGGUUUACAUGAUAUGGAGCUCAAUUGAUUAUAUGUUGCGAGUGAUCUCACCAUCUUUGGUUCCCUGUUGUGAGCUCAAUUGAUUAUAAUAGUGUGUUGAUAUGUGCUAGUUUUUUCCAUUUGGGGUUUGUCGAUUUAUCUGUUUGGCAUUUUAUUAAUCCAUUGUCGAUUUCUUGCUUCAUUAUCCUUAGAUUUGUGUCUGAUUAUCUUUUGAUCAUUAUUUACUAGGCGAUCCACACUAAUUUAUAGCAAAUUUUUUUAGAUUGUGUUGGAUUAAUGAUCUUUAUAUACUUGUUUUUCUCCCUAAUUUGUCUUGUUAUUGUUGAUCUAUUUGAAAAUUUACUUUUUCCACUUUUUAUAGGUCACAAGCUUUGGAGGUCACUUGAGUAUCUGCUGCGAGUUCCAUUGCUUUCUUUGCUAUUAAGGUUCAAAAAAGCACAAAUUACGGCGGGGUUUUGCUUUAGAUUUUGAUCAACCAAUUUAGCGCGGGAAAACAAGAAUAAGAAACAGAAAAUGGACCCACCCAAUCCCAACGAUGUCCCUCCCAUUGAGGAUAUAACUUCUAUCACAGAACAACUAAAGGGCCACGGUUUUUCCAACAAAGAAAUUGGUGCAAUCCUUACCUUAGCCCCAUCAACAUAUGUUCCUGAAUCUCCCAAUCAUAUUCAUAGAGAUGAAAGACCACAUGAACCCUUUCUCAAGAGAGGAACGGAACCCGACUCCGAUGAUGCCUCUUCUUCUAAACGCACAAAACUCUACAACUUUGAAAACACUUCUGAUCCAAAAGGAAAGAAACCACUCAUUGAUGAUCAUCAUCAGAGGAAGGAAAUACCAGAAAAUCAACUACCUUUGGCUUUUGAUAUCAAUGCUUAUAAUAUUAACAGCGAAACUGAAACUGAUGAUAGCGACAACGAUGAUGAUUUUGAGAUUUGUAGGAACGAGUCAUUUAUUAGAAGUCAGUACAAGCUAUUUAACAAAGACACUGCAAAGAGAUUUGCGUCACGCAUUCAUAGUGUUUCAGAGAAUAAAGAAAAAGAUGAUGAUGUGGAACAUGAAGUUGAUGAUGAUUCUCCAACUCCUUUCUCUAAAGCAGUCAAAGCUAUUCAAGAACGAAUUACUAAAAGCAACAAAAGGGGGUUUGUCGAUGAAUCCCUUACUUGGGUUUCAAAACUGAAUGGUGAAGAUUUUGUGAGGGGAAGAUUAUGUGUUCCUUCACUGCUAGAAAUGUCUCUUAAAAUUCUUGCCAAUCAUGUUGAUGGACUUGCUUCGCUUGAUGGUGUUUCUGAUGCACUAAAACAAAGGCUUAGCGCGUUGCUUUGUGAUUCAAGAAAAAUGAAUGCUCACUCUCUUGAACUACUUCUAAGUGGAUUUCCAAAUGUGAUUCGGCUUAAAGAUUGCUCUUGGAUGACAGAGGAAGAAUUUACAAAAUAUUUUGGAAAGUUGGACAAUUCCAUAUUAGAGGUUCUGCAACUUCAGCAAUGUGGACGAAUUAUAACUGAAUAUACAUUACCUUGUACAUUGGCAAAGUCACCAAACUGCUUGUCUAGAUUGAUUAGUCUAUCUCUCACCGGUGCAUGUCGUCUUUCUGAUAAAGGGUUGCAGUUACUAGUUUCUUCUGCAACAACACUUAGAUCCAUAAAUCUAAGCCAAUGUUCCCUUCUCACUUUUGCUAGUCUCGAUAUUUUGGCUGAUUCAUUAGGAUCACUUUUGAAGGAGUUAUAUCUUGAUGAUUGUAUACUCAUUGAUGUUGCACUAAUUUUAUCGGCAUUGAAGAGACUCGAACAUUUAGAAGUGUUGUCACUAGCUGGACUUCCUACUGUUACUGAUAAAUUCAUCAAGAAUUAUAUCAUUACAUGUGGUCACAACAUUAAUGAGCUUGUUUUAAGGGACUGUGUGAAUUUGACUGAUGCAUCAAUGAAAUUCAUUGCUGAACAUUGUCCUGAGUUGCAUGCACUUGAUAUUACAAACUUGUGCAAAUUGACAGAUUUAACCAUAAGAUAUCUUGCAAAUAGUUGUCGAGCAUUGCUUAAUCUGAAGCUAUGCCGCAAUUCAUUCAGCGAUGAAGCAAUUGCUGCAUUUUUGGAGAUAAAUGGCAAAUCCUUGGAAGAACUUUCACUUAAUAACAUUAAGAAGGUUGGCCAACAAACAAGCUUAUCACUUGCAAAGAAUGCCAAAAAUUUGCAUACCUUAGAUUUAUCAUGGUGUCGAAACUUGACAGACAAUGAGUUUGGUUUAAUUGUCGAUAGCUGCUCGUCAUUGAGGUUCCUUAAACUUUUUGGAUGCUCACAGGUAACAAAUGCUUUUCUCAAAGGUCACUCAAACUCAGAGCUUCAGAUCAUUGGGUUGAAGUUGUGUCCUUUAUUGCAGCAUAUCAAAGAGCCUAAUCCUCAUCAAAGUGUUUUGCGAUAUUCAUCAGUCUCGCAGUAGAUAUUGAUAUAAAUUAGAACUGGAAACAAAAAUGUAAUAAAUAGAUGCUGAAAUUUGGCACAACUUGUUGAUUUCUGAUAACAUGGUGUCACCCGAAUAGACAUGAAUAGACAUGAAAAUAACUUUAUCA
Medicago truncatula (barrel medic) is the source of this 2758-nucleotide messenger RNA. RefSeq lists its product as uncharacterized. The transcript has 7 exons. The coding region runs from base 715 to 2628 and encodes 637 amino acids. Lineage: Eukaryota; Viridiplantae; Streptophyta; Magnoliopsida; Fabales; Fabaceae. The record is from RefSeq and is a predicted model, not a curated record. Gene Ontology annotation, cellular component: SCF ubiquitin ligase complex. Gene Ontology annotation, biological process: SCF-dependent proteasomal ubiquitin-dependent protein catabolic process.